Molecule: messenger RNA, 972 nt
Organism: Epinephelus fuscoguttatus (brown-marbled grouper)
Lineage: Eukaryota; Metazoa; Chordata; Actinopteri; Perciformes; Serranidae
Gene: sdhaf1
Product: succinate dehydrogenase complex assembly factor 1
Exons: 2
Coding region: 536-784 (82 amino acids)
Biological process (GO): mitochondrial respiratory chain complex II assembly
Cellular component (GO): mitochondrion
Source: RefSeq, a predicted model, not a curated record
CACAGUGUGUUGUAACGUGCAGUAAGGUCACACAGAGGCUGUUUACAUCAGCUAACACAGCUAACAGUGUAGUACAGGUUAUAUAUAUUUAUAAUUCGGUUUAUUAACUAACCGGUGAUUCAUCGACGGAAACAGUUUGACCACCGGAAACGGGCUGAACUGGUGAGUUUGACACAGUCAGACGUCAGAUCCUCAGUCAGAAGACUUCUCAGCCAAUCAGAGCUCAGCGUGCGGCCCCUCACCUGCAGAGAGCCUGAAAGAACCCACAGGAGACACAGAGGAGCAUCGUGGUGCGUUCAGGGCCCUCACUGUUCAGUGUGUAGCUCCAGCUUUACACUCAUGACACGUUCAGGGUCCAACGUCCCGCUCAGUGUCUGCGUGUGAUCAGUGAUCCAACAGGACGCUCAGUGAUGAACUCUGACCUUCACGCCACACAGUCUGUCAGAGACACUGCAGCUGAAGAGACUCCAGCGCUGCUGUCCAACGUGUCCUCCAGCUUCCUGUCGUCCCUGAUCUGAGGUCUGUUUGAGUCCGGAUGGCUCGGCACAGUAAGCUGCAGAAGCAGGUCCUGGCUCUGUACCGGCAGUUCCUGCGGGCCGGCCGGGACAAACCGGGCUUCAUCCCUCGAAUCCGUGACGAGUUCAGAGAGAACGCUCAGAUCAAGAAGACGGACGUGAUGCACAUCGAGUAUCUGUACCGGCGAGGACAGAGACAGCUGGAGCAGCUGAGGGACGUCAACACCAAGCAGCUGGGCUCCUUCUCCAAACCUGCUGACAAGAGCUGACCUCUGACCUCUGACCUCUGAGUGACCCCGACACAGACCUCUCAGUGACCUGGUUCACACCUCACUGUGAUGCUGAGACGCUGCGUUCAAGUACAGUGGGGACAUAACAUGAUGAAACACGUUUUAGAUGUUAAAUAGUGUGAAAAUGUUCUCUGACUGUUUAGACUGAAUAAACUUCUUUGACCUCA